Lindgomyces ingoldianus is the source of this 1398-nucleotide messenger RNA. RefSeq lists its product as uncharacterized. The record is from RefSeq and is a predicted model, not a curated record. Bases 151 to 1245 code for a protein of 364 amino acids. Lineage: Eukaryota; Fungi; Ascomycota; Dothideomycetes; Pleosporales; Lindgomycetaceae. Gene Ontology annotation, biological process: protein retention in ER lumen; endoplasmic reticulum to Golgi vesicle-mediated transport. Gene Ontology annotation, molecular function: ER lumen protein retrieval receptor activity. The transcript has 2 exons. Gene Ontology annotation, cellular component: endoplasmic reticulum; cis-Golgi network; membrane.
CCCCUCCCCUCCCCAACGCCAGCCCCGCGUUCUUGCCCACGCGACGCUCGCGCGACAACAGCAGAGCUCACCACUGAGAGCCGCCCACUGAGAGCCGCAGCUCUGGACCCGGUUGUCGGCGCCUGCCUCUUGCUGCCUUCCUAGCACAGCAUGGCACCUUUUCGCUUCAACGUCUUCCACAUCCUCGGCGAUGUGUCGCACACGACGUCCAAGCUGAUCCUGAUAUGGGCCAUCCAUUCCAACAGCAGCGCCGAGGGCGUCUCGCUCAUCACCCAGGCCCUCUAUGCCCUCGUCUUCUGCGCGCGCUACCUGGACAUCUUCCACGUUUCGGCCACGGAGGACUGGGAGCACACAUGGAACUUCUCACUCAAGAUAUUCUACACACUCUCCUCCCUCUACAUCAUCUUCCUCAUGACCAGCGUGUACGCCCGCACCCGCGAGCGAGAAAAGGCGUGGAAGUUCGGCAUGUACACUCUGCUAGGUAGCGUCGUGGUUGCCCCAUUCUGGUUCCUGAUCUUCAAGAAGUGGAUCAUUGGGCCCAACACCUUCUUCAAGAUUCUCUGGGUCUUCUCCCAGAUCCUGGAAUCUGUCUGCGUCAUCCCCCAGCUGCUGCUUCUCCGCCAGACAACCGUGCCUACCGUGCUCGACUCGUUCUACCUUGUAGCGCUUGGCACCUACCGCUUCCUCUACAUUCUUAACUGGAUCGUGCGCUCGGCUACGGAGCCUAACUACGCGGACCCUACGUCGUGGGUGUGGGGGACCAUCCAGACAGCCCUCAUGAUUGACUUUGGGUGGGUGUACUGGACACGGCAGAGAGUGAAGCUUAGACGGGGCGGCGUCGUGGACUCCGAAGACUUAGGCCGUGGCUGGCUGGUAGGUCGGCUGGUGGGUCGGAAGAGUGUUGACUUUGACUUCGACGACGAGGAAGCCACUGCCGCUGCUGCCGCAACUAGGAACGGCCGUGCGGACAGUCAGCCGAAGAACCAGUGGGGCCGACAUGGCAUCUCAGUCUCCGCCGAUGAGGGUGUCCAAGGUGCACCGCGGCGGACCAGUCCAGGAAACGGGCCCGCGGAUCCCGAAUCGCAGCCUUUGGCCGACCCGGCCGCAUUCGAAGACGAGAGCGACGAUGGCCUCGAUGCGCCGCCCCACGCCGCAUUGUCGGCCCACGACAGUGGUGUGCGAGGCGACGAAUGGAAUGACGACAUCGACGAUGACGCACAGGAGCACAGCGGCGUUGCGAAAUAAGCCUGUCUUAGAUAUGUUGCCGGUAGAUGUGGGUGUGGGCGCUUGCUUCUUGAUUUUUUAUUGGCUUUGGCAUAUUUCUGUUUGGGAAGGAAGGCAUGAACGGGAUCAACACUGUACCGAUAGCACUUUUCGUGCAACUUGCAUCAAUACUUG